AUGUGGUGGUCCAAGUCUCAUUUCAAGCCCGCAGGGAAGUAUGCCUUGGUGGUUGGAGGUUCCCAAGGUAUCGGAGCCGAUAUAGCUUUCAGGCUCUAUGAACAAGGAUGUUCCGUUUUGUUGGUUGCAAGAACCAGAGCCAAGCUCGAGAAGCAGGUGGACCAUAUAGUUAAGAACGCAGACAGAUCGCUGGAACACGGCUUGAAGCCCACAUGCGAGUACUUGACGUGUGACGCUGCGGAUUACGAUGAAACGGCUGAGUUGUGGAAGGUGCUCGUGCAAGAAAAAGAGGUGGAUCCAGACUUCAUCUUCUGCUGUGCUGGUUCCUCAGUACCCAAGCUCUUUGCAGACCUUCUGGGUAAGGAGCUCAAACAAGGAAUGAAUGUGAACUACUUUUCUGCUGUUAACGUGGUCCACUGUGGCCACAAGGCGACACUUAACAAGGAAAGGAAACCCAGGCACAUUGUGCUUUUUUCAUCCACAGUGGCCUCGUUCCCCUUCAUAGGCUACGGACAAUACGCUCCCACCAAGGCGGCCAUUCUGACGUUUUCGAUGGUGUUGCGCCAGGAAUUGAGCAAUUUCAACUACAGAGUGACCUGUGUGUUCCCGGGCAGUUUCGCCAGUGAGGGCUACGAGGAGGAAGAGAAGACGAAACCCAAAAUCACAAAACUGAUCGAAGGCGCAAGCCCCGCCAUUCCUUCCAUGGAGUGCUGUGAUUUGGUGCUCGACAGGUUGGCCAAGGGCUACGACGCCAUCUACACCGAUGCCAUUGGCUGGCUUUUAGGGUGCAUGGUCUUGUCGGUUCAGCCCCGGUGCUGGAGCUUUUUCCAGGUGAUUGUGGCGCUGAUCCUCCUGGCGAUUGUGCCGUUGCUCAUGUGGUUUAUCAACCUCGACGUCAAGAAGUUCUGGAAAGAGAAGGAGCAGGCGGAAGCUGCUCCAUCCGAGUAG
Candidozyma duobushaemuli is the source of this 948-nucleotide messenger RNA. RefSeq names its product 3-dehydrosphinganine reductase (gene KSR1). NCBI's taxonomy places the organism in Eukaryota, Fungi, Ascomycota, Pichiomycetes, Serinales, Metschnikowiaceae. The transcript has a single exon. The record is from RefSeq and is a predicted model, not a curated record. Gene Ontology annotation, biological process: sphingolipid biosynthetic process. Gene Ontology annotation, molecular function: 3-dehydrosphinganine reductase activity. Gene Ontology annotation, cellular component: endoplasmic reticulum membrane. Bases 1 to 948 code for a protein of 315 amino acids.